Naegleria lovaniensis is the source of this 2226-nucleotide messenger RNA. RefSeq lists its product as uncharacterized. The transcript has a single exon. NCBI's taxonomy places the organism in Eukaryota, Heterolobosea, Eutetramitea, Acrasida, Naegleriidae. Bases 1 to 2226 code for a protein of 741 amino acids. The record is from RefSeq and is a predicted model, not a curated record.
AUGAUCAUGGAAUUGUUCUUUUGGAUGGAUAAAUAUUCACUCUUUAAUUUCAUUCAAUGUAGCAAGUGUAUUUAUCAAUUAUUCGAUUCUGUGAUGGCCACCAGUUUAACUCAAAUCCGAUUAAAUUAUUUAAACAAGAAAGUGAAACAUGUGAUGACAAGACCAAUUCCUCCGAGAUUAAUUGAAGUCUUUUCCAAUAAUAAUCUGAACAACAAGAAUGUCAUGCUGACUUACGAUGAUUAUUUCCAUCAAAAAAGUGCUUCUUCUUGGCCUUCCUCAUACUUUUACAAUGCUCACGAUCAUAAGCAGACCAUUAUUUCGAAAUUGGAUGCCAAAGAACUUGUGAAAAAUCAAGAUCAAGAAAUACCUAGGUCUGCUGUGACAUCUUUGCCAACAUAUACUGCAAAAGAAGAGGCUGAAUAUUCAACAAAAGAAAUACUUCAGACCAUGGUGUUCCCGUAUGGCAUGUUUCCACAGAAAGAUACGUACGAACUGACCUUUGACGACUAUGUCAAACGAAAAAUCAACUUUUCAUAUCUGAACGAGCCUGGUCCUUUUGCAAUGGAUCAAUCCAAGAAGGAGUUUGUCAUUACUGAGACGCUCUAUGAUUGUAUUCAAUAUGCUGAUCACAAUGUUGAUUAUCACUUUUAUUCAGAUUCCAUGAACAGGAGUUUGAGAACUCCUUUUUGUGAAAGAAUUGUUAGAUUUUUCAAGCAUCCUCACGAAAUGACGCUUCAAGAUUUCGAUCAUCGAUUCAAGAAUGAUAUUUUGAAAGAAAUUGCUAAAAUUCUAGUCUAUGACUGUGCUUUUGAACAUAACAAGACGACAACCACUCAAGAGAGAUUUGUUGUCGCAGGUGGAUCUUUAUUACACACACUCACGGGUUGUGGCUGUGGAGAUAUUGACAUUUUUGUCAUGUGUAAUGGUGAGGAUGAGAAAACCACAGUUUCCAGUGCCAUUAAGAGUCUCCUAUUGAAAUUUGAAAGUUUAACACAUCAUUUGAAAUAUAAUAUUAUGAAAUCAAAAACAACGAUUAACAUUUGCUCUGACGGACACUCCAUGAAUACUCAAUAUCAAGUAAGCGCCGAUCCUAAUUAUAACAUUCAAAUAGUAUUGCUCAAAUUUGAAACCAUUGAGGAAUUGCUCGCUUUUUUUGAUCUCGAUUGUUGUAGAUUUGCCUAUGAUGGUUCCAAGCUCUAUACCUUCCUGGAAGGAUUACGAUCAUUGAAGUACAAGUUGAAUAUUCUCCCUCUAGAGACCUCGAAUGGAGAAAUUAAUCGAAAACGAGCUGAAAAGUAUGGUAAACGCGGAUUUUUCACACUUUCACUUCCCACAUUCCACCCACUCUCUCACGAGAUGCAUAAUGAUUUUAUGAUUGAAGCCAUUCGAUCUGAAAUGAUUGAAAAAUAUUCACAACGCUAUUUGCACGAUAGACAUUCACCUUCAUAUUCCUUCUUCCAAAGAAUUGGUAACCCAUGUGAGAAGUAUUUUGUACAUCCUACCUUCUAUCAUAUUUCUCCCCUUGUAGGAGGUCUAUCUAUGGAUUUGGAUGAAAGUUGUUACCUCUAUCCGAUCGUUCUGAGAAAUGCAAGUUAUACAUUGAUCGAUCUGUGUCGAAAGUUUGGAUUAGAAACUGCCUUGCGAAUACUCUUGCCAUGUCUUGAAAGACAUAAAGGUUAUUAUUCCAUAGAUGCUUCACGUAUGAAUCAAACCAUGUCUAACCUAGAUGCUGUUUUAAUGUCAUCAGAAAAACACGAUUUACUCCAUGAAAGAAUGAAUGAAAUUCUUCAAAAAGAUGCCUAUUUAUUCGUUGAAAAACCAAGUGAGUUAUUUUCAGCCAUGAAUCAACAAGAUCAAAUUCUACUGUCGACCAGAUAUUCAGAUCGCCACCUUCAAAACAAGUACAGAAUUCUCAAAUGCCAAGAAUGUGAAAAAUAUGAAUAUUCUCCUUCCAAAUGUUCCUUAUUGGAAGCACACAAGCAUCAAAAAGAUUUAGAAUUUUGGAAUAUUGCAAGAGAGCAUCCUGAAGUUAUGAAAUGGGCAACACAAAGAGAAGAACAUUCUCAUCUAGUCGACGAGGAGGAAAAUCAUCAUGACCAAGCAUUUAUUGCCAGACGGGAUUAUCUUCCCAAAGAACAUUUCCUAUGUAAAUCAUGUGAAAUAGAACUUGAAAUUGCUAAGGAAAUUGAAAACUUUCCGUGCCAUGCAGCAAACGUAAUUUUUUGA